AGCUGAGAGGUCCCGAAAUGAUGGCGGCGAUGGCGGCGGCGCUGCGGGGUCCUGGCCGGCGCUUCCGGUGGCGGACGCAGGCCUUGGCGGGAGGGGCUCGGGGUGCGGCUCGGGGCGCGGCAGCAGGGCAGCAGGACUAUGAUCUUCUGGUGAUUGGUGGGGGAUCUGGUGGCUUGGCUUGUGCCAAGGAAGCUGCUCAACUGGGAAGAAAGGUAGCUGUGGUCGACUACGUGGAGCCCUCUCCCCAAGGCACCAGGUGGGGUCUUGGGGGCACCUGUGUCAACGUGGGCUGCAUCCCCAAGAAGCUGAUGCAUCAGACAGCACUGCUGGGGGGCAUGAUCCAAGAUGCCCAUCACUAUGGCUGGGAGGUGGCUCAGCCCAUCCGGCAUGAUUGGAGGAAAAUGGCAGAAGCUGUGCAAAACCAUGUGAAGUCCUUGAACUGGGGGCACCGUGUUCAACUGCAGGAUAGAAAAGUCAAGUACUUUAACAUCAAAGCCAGCUUCAUCAAUAAACACACUGUUUGUGGCAUUGCAAAAAGUGGGAAAGAGACUCUGCUUUCAGCUGACCACAUUGUCAUUGCUACUGGAGGACGGCCAAGGUACCCCACACAUAUUGAAGGUGCCUUGGAAUAUGGAAUUACAAGUGAUGACAUCUUCUGGCUGAAGGAAUCCCCUGGAAAAACGUUGGUGGUUGGGGCCAGCUAUGUGGCCCUGGAGUGUGCUGGCUUCCUCACGGGAAUUAAACUGGACACCACUGUCAUGAUGCGCAGCAUCCCCCUUCGGGGCUUCGACCAGCAAAUGUCUUCUUUGGUCAUGGAGCACAUGGAGUCUCAUGGCACCCAGUUCCUGAGGGGUUGCAUCCCCACCUGCAUCAGGAGGCUCCCAGAUGGCCAACUCCAGGUUACCUGGGAGGACCGUACCUCUGGCAAGAAGGACACAGGCAUCUUUGACACUGUCCUGUGGGCCAUAGGUCGAAUUCCAGAAACGAGAAAUCUGAAUCUGGAGGAAGUUGGAGUGAAUAUAAACCCUGAGAAUCAAAAGAUCAUUGUUGAUGCCCAGGAGGUCACCUCUGUCCCCAACAUCUAUGCCAUUGGAGAUGUUGCUGAGGGGCGACCUGAGCUAACACCCACAGCUAUCAUGGCGGGGAAACUUCUGGCCCAGCGGCUCUUCGGACAAUCCUCAGACUUGAUGGAUUAUAACAAUGUUCCCACUACUGUCUUCACUCCAUUGGAAUAUGGCUGUGUGGGGUUAUCAGAAGAGGAGGCUGUGGCUCGCCAUGGACAGGAGCAUAUUGAGGUUUAUCACGCAUAUUAUAAACCAUUAGAGUUCACAGUGGCUGAACGGGAUGCAUCCCAGUGUUAUGUAAAGAUGGUGUGCCUGAGGGAGUCCCCACAGCUGGUGCUGGGCCUGCACUUCCUCGGUCCCAACGCUGGUGAAGUUACUCAAGGAUUCGCUCUGGGGAUCAAUACUGAAGAUUGAACUCAGGGAUGCUCUACCACUGAAUUACACCCCAGUCCUUUUUGACAGGAUCUUACCAUGUUGCUGAGGCUGAUUUUGAACUUGAAAUCCUCCUGCCUUAGCCUUAUGAAUCAACUGAGAUUACAAGCUUAUACCACUGCAGUCAACCAGAAUUGCAAAAUUAAAAUGAGAAAUGACAAAACUGUAGAUUUGAUCCCAGAAUUGUAGAUAGAUAAAUAGAUAGGAGGAUGAAUUCACACAGAGAUUUUUAAUACCUUGAUCAGCAAUUGAUAUACAGCUAAGAAAUUCAGAGUUGAAGACACUAUCAACCUCCUAAAUCUAACUGACAUUUGCAGAACACAUUUUCCCAUUUUUAAUUUUUUUCAAUAGGUCACUUUUCUUUUGUACUGUAAUGACUAGCUGCUAUGAUAGAGUUAUGUUAAAAAUUUUAGUAAUGUUUUUGAGCUUAAAUCAUAUUCAUAUAAAUGGUACAAUUUGAUAAAUUUUAACAAAUAUAACCACUCAGAAGUCACCCCAAAAAUCAAGAUAUAGAAACUUUUCAUCCCCUUGCCUCCCCCCGCAUUUUCUCAUGCCCUGCUGGUCUUUCAUUUCCUCCACUUCCUUGCUCCAGGUGAGGACUGAUCAGCUUUCUGUCAAUAAAAGAUGAGUUUGCAUUUUCUGGAACAUCUGAU
Sciurus carolinensis (gray squirrel) is the source of this 2149-nucleotide messenger RNA. It is a transcript of the gene Txnrd2, whose product is annotated as thioredoxin reductase 2. The coding region runs from base 18 to 1478 and encodes 486 amino acids. Gene Ontology annotation, biological process: glutathione metabolic process; cell redox homeostasis; cellular response to oxidative stress. Gene Ontology annotation, cellular component: cytosol; mitochondrion. NCBI's taxonomy places the organism in Eukaryota, Metazoa, Chordata, Mammalia, Rodentia, Sciuridae. Gene Ontology annotation, molecular function: glutathione-disulfide reductase (NADPH) activity; thioredoxin-disulfide reductase (NADPH) activity; flavin adenine dinucleotide binding. The transcript is spliced from 17 exons. The record is from RefSeq and is a predicted model, not a curated record.